GAGGGAGGGGAGCAGAGAGAGCGCGGGCGGGGGCGGCGGGAGGCCAUGCCUCCAGCUGCGAAGGUUGCCGCACAGCUGGAGCCACAGCGGUCACCUGCGCCUCGCCGUCGCCGUCCCCCUUGCGCUCCCGCUGCCCGACCCGCGGCCGGCGGACUGUGCGGAGGGCCCCCGGCGUAGGCGGCGGCGGGUGUGGGCCGAGCCGGUAUUUAUAGCUCUGUGACAGCAGCCACGGCAGAGACGCCGCCUGUCUGUCUCGCCGCGCUUCCCAGCGAGGCCGUGGGCGCCCGGCAGGGCUGUGCUUGACCGUGUCCCGGGCGUGCAGGCGCCCCGAGCCCGCGCGGCCCCCUCCGGCAAACCACGGAACUGAAGUUUUGAAGGAUGGGUAAAGACUUUCGUUAUUAUUUCCAGCAUCCCUGGUCUCGCAUGAUUGUGGCUUACUUGGUCAUCUUCUUUAACUUCUUAAUAUUUGCGGAGGACCCGGUUUCUCAUAGCCAAACAGAAGCCAAUGUUAUUGUUGUCGGAAACUGUUUUUCAUUUGUAACAAAUAAAUACCCAAGAGGAGUUGGCUGGAGGCUUCUGAAGGUGCUCCUGUGGCUGCUCGCCAUUCUCACGGGACUGAUCGCUGGCAAGUUUCUGUUCCACCAGCGUUUGUUUGGUCAGUUGCUCCGGUUAAAAAUGUUUCGAGAAGACCACGGGUCGUGGAUGACGAUGUUCUUCAGCACAAUUCUCUUUCUCUUCAUAUUUUCUCACAUAUACAACACGAUUCUUCUAAUGGAUGGGAACAUGGGAGCAUAUAUCAUUACAGACUAUAUGGGCAUCCGCAAUGAGAGUUUCAUGAAAUUAGCUGCUGUAGGGACCUGGAUGGGGGACUUUGUCACAGCUUGGAUGGUCACCGAUAUGAUGCUUCAGGACAAACCCUACCCUGACUGGGGGAAAUCUGCAAGAGCUUUCUGGAAGAAGGGAAAUGUUAGGAUCAUUUUAUUCUGGACGGUUCUGUUCACUCUGACUUCUGUGGUUGUCCUCGUCAUUACAACUGACUGGAUCAGCUGGGACAAGCUGAAUCGGGGUUUUUUGCCCAGUGAUGAGGUUUCCAGAGCUUUCCUGGCUUCUUUCAUUUUGGUCUUUGACCUCCUUAUUGUAAUGCAGGACUGGGAAUUCCCGCAUUUCAUGGGAGACGUGGAUGUAAAUCUCCCUGGGUUGCAUACACCUCACAUGCAGUUCAAGAUUCCUUUCUUCCAGAAGAUCUUCAAGGAGGAAUAUCACAUUCACAUAACAGGUAAAUGGUUUAACUAUGGAAUUAUCUUUCUCGUCUUGAUUUUGGAUCUUAAUAUGUGGAAGAACCAGAUAUUUUAUAAGCCUCAUGAAUAUGGACAGUAUAUUGGCCCAGGGCAGAAGAUAUAUACAGUGAAAGACUCAGAAAGUUUAAAGGAUUUGAACAGAACCAAACUAUCCUGGGAAUGGAGGUCCAAUCACACUAAUCCUCAGACAAAUAAAACGUAUGUCGAGGGAGACAUGUUCUUACACAGCAGGUUCACAGGGGCUAGCCUUGAUGUCAAGUGUCUGGCAUUCGUUCCAAGUUUGAUAGCAUUUGUGUGGUUUGGAUUCUUCAUUUGGUUCUUUGGGCGGUUUUUGAAAAACGAGCAAGGCAUGGAGAAUCAAGACAAGACUUAUACUCGCAUGAAAAGAAAAUCCCCAUCGGAACAUAGCAAAGACAUGGGCAUCACUCGAGAAAACACCCAGGCCUCAGUGGAAGACCCUUUGAACGACCCUCCUUUGGUUUGCAUCAGGUCCGACUUCAACGAGAUUGUCUACAAGUCCUCCCAUCUAACAUCGGAAAACUUGAACUCACACUUGAACGAGCCUACCAACACAACAGAAGCUGCCCCUGAUCCAACGACUUCCAAAAGUACACCCACGAACUAGACUCAUUUACUUGGAGAGAGCACAAAAAGCAACCCUGAGUGUAACUUUAAGAAGUUUGUCUUUCCUUUUGUAAAUGUAAGGUUUACUUUGUGUUAGGUAGAGAAAUACAAACAAUGCCACAACGGUGCUCAACAUGCUUUUCUAGGACUCAUUGUUUUCUAUUUGUAUUAUGAUACACGUGCCUACUGUAUAUCUAACAGCCCCCUAGAGAUUGCUUUUCACAAUUGCACAAGCUAUUUACUGACUUUACAGCGUAGUAGAUUAGCUGGUUACCUGUGUAUCUGAUGUUCAACCAUAGUGGUGCCUUGAGACAUUAAACUGUUUUUAACUGUACCAGAAAUGAAGUGUGGAGCAGUUCUCUAAUCUACUUCAAGUGGGGUUUUUUGUACACAAUUAUUUUGAUCUAUAGUUGGUAUCUGAUCAGGAAACAAAUGUAGUCUUGGUGUGGCUCAGGAAGUAUCUCCUGGUUUCUUAUUCAGCAGUGGAGUUGGUGACUUUGAUAGCUGGACUGCAGAGACACAUGGUGAUAACCUUUGAAUUUGUAAUGGCUGUCUGCCAAAUAUAAAUACAGAUGCAAAAUUCCCUAACAGGAGAAUGAUAAUCCAGCAUGGGUCACUACUUGUGAAUCGUGACUUUCUCCAACAAGUAAUUGCAGUUAGCUGAUAAUACUUAAUUAUGUUUUCCUAAUUAAAGAUAAAUUGCUACUUGAUUAAAAAUCCUGCCCUUCACCUUUGGGAACAAAAUUUAAGAGGCACAGUUGGGUGAACUCUGAAAUUUAUUGGCAUUUACACUAAGCCCUAGAAAACCAAGGAACUGAAGUUUUAAUCAUGUGAGGGGAUGCACAACCUACCAUCUACAUUAUUUGUACAUCUUCCUGUAAAUAUGGUUCUGGACGGUGAAAACUGAAAAACAUAUGCCAACCCUGAGCAAGGAAACUCCUCUACAAAUCAUGCAGUGGGAUCUCGUGAGGUAGAAAAGAUCAUGCAUGAGAGACUCUGUUUAGUGGCUUGUUUUGUGUGUAUGUUUUUUUUUAAGAAUUACACAUUUCACAAUAAUAAAUAAGAAAAUUAUAUAUCA
Messenger RNA from Phyllostomus discolor (pale spear-nosed bat), 3000 nucleotides. RefSeq names its product transmembrane protein 117 (gene TMEM117). NCBI's taxonomy places the organism in Eukaryota, Metazoa, Chordata, Mammalia, Chiroptera, Phyllostomidae. Gene Ontology annotation, biological process: intrinsic apoptotic signaling pathway in response to endoplasmic reticulum stress. The transcript has 8 exons. Bases 379 to 1923 code for a protein of 514 amino acids. The record is from RefSeq and is a predicted model, not a curated record.